AUGUGUGACCGAAUCUUCUAUAUUAACUCUAACCUGUCCUCUGUCCCCUGUGAGGCCAGUGCGUCAGCACCACCGCCUCCCACGCCGCACCCUACCCCUGCUUACUACCAUGUCAUCUACAGGGGAAAUGGAGAGAGCCAGAUGCGCUGGCAUGGGGAGACUUACUGCCUGGUUGGUGGCUACCGGGCCUAUGGGGAUGCUCCCAUUGCCACCCCUGCAAAGGCCAAGGAAGAGGAGCCAGCACCCAGGCAGGCUUCCAAGAGACGCCGAGCUCAGGAAGAGUCCCACAAAGAUAGAGGGUGCCCAAGCCCCAGAAUUCCUCGCCUGAGGCGUGGCAGCAAGAGGCGCGCCCAGAGAAGCUUGCUGGUUGGGCAUCUCUGUGGCGAGGACAAGCCUCAAGCUGCUGAGACCGCUAAGGCCCCUUCAGCACUGACCACUGCCCCUCUGGGACAUGACCUGAGCUCUCCUGCCUGUGCCCUCUUCAUCCGAGAGCCAGAGUCACGUCCCCUGGCCAGGAGCAAGGAGCCUCCGAGGUACAGUUGGAAAGGAGCAGCUGCCCUGACCAUCCCACCCUCUGCUCGGUCCUCUCCAGUCCCUUCGUGGGCAGAAGAAAGAACAGCCUGCCUUGUGCCAGCCGAGGAGGAGCCCAGCGCAGAGGGAGGAUGCGGAGAGACCUAACCCGGGUCUCUGUACCCAUGGGCUUCAGCUCUGAAUCUCCGUCAGCAUCCACCAGUACAAGCAGGAGUGGCUGGGCUUCCAGAAUCUGGACAAAUGAGCAGUAGCUAUCUUGAGAGACUCCUGCCUAAAGUUUCACAAGAGAGAAUAAACAACUGCAGGGAAGCCUGUGACCCAAAGCUGGGACACUAUGGAGAAUCCAGCCUCCCCCACCCAGGCUCCCCCAUUCUUUUAUAUUCAGCCCACUGUGGUGCCGGUGGGAUCCCCAACUGUUCAAUAAAAUGAUUUUUUAAUAUA
Messenger RNA from Jaculus jaculus (lesser Egyptian jerboa), 972 nucleotides. RefSeq names its product DPEP2 neighbor protein-like. The transcript is spliced from 2 exons. NCBI's taxonomy places the organism in Eukaryota, Metazoa, Chordata, Mammalia, Rodentia, Dipodidae. Bases 1 to 678 code for a protein of 225 amino acids. The record is from RefSeq and is a predicted model, not a curated record.